UUAUAUAUUUAGAUUCAUUAGAUUAUAGCCUUAAUAUAAAUUAAAAAUUGCAUAAAAUGGCAAAUCUCAGUGAAGAACAAAUUGCUGAAUUCAAAGAAGCGUUCUCACUUUUUGACAAAGAUGGUGACGGCAAAAUCACAACAAAAGAAUUGGGAACGGUAAUGAAGUCGCUCGGACAAAAUCCUUCAGAAUCGGACUUACAGGACAUGAUCAACGAAGUGGAUGCAGAUGGAAGUGGGAGUGUGGACUUUUCUGAAUUUCUGACAAUGAUGGCAAGAAAAAUGAAGGAUACCGACGCUGAAGAAGAGAUAAAAGAAGCGUUCAGAGUUUUUGACAAGGACGGAAACGGUUAUAUUUCAGGGGCUGAACUUCGUCACGUUAUGAAUAACCUUGGGGAAAAGUUGACGGAAGAAGAAAUCACAGAGAUGAUUCGAGAAGCGGACAUGGACGGAGAUUCUCAAGUUAACUAUGAAGAAUUCGUUAAAAUGAUGAUGUCAAAAUAAACUUAAAGAACAAAUAAUACACUAUACUCGGGAAUUUAAAAAAGAUAAAAUUAAUUUAUUAGGCUUAGUUCUUAUAUUUUAUUUGUUGCUCUACGACAGUAUCAUGGUUGAAAGAACAUACAAAUCGAUUACGAGAGCCUAUUUUUAUGUUAAUAAAAAGAUUUUAGAACUAUAGUGUGCAUGACUAUUUUUAAGAGUAAAUAAAAAACUGAACUGUACAAAAAA
This is a messenger RNA of Styela clava, 728 nucleotides long. Its product is annotated as neo-calmodulin. Gene Ontology annotation, molecular function: calcium ion binding. Gene Ontology annotation, cellular component: myosin II complex. Lineage: Eukaryota; Metazoa; Chordata; Ascidiacea; Stolidobranchia; Styelidae. The record is from RefSeq and is a predicted model, not a curated record.